Molecule: messenger RNA, 1113 nt
Organism: Suillus subalutaceus
Lineage: Eukaryota; Fungi; Basidiomycota; Agaricomycetes; Boletales; Suillaceae
Product: PCI-domain-containing protein
Exons: 8
Coding region: 1-1113 (370 amino acids)
Biological process (GO): cytoplasmic translational initiation
Cellular component (GO): eukaryotic translation initiation factor 3 complex
Source: RefSeq, a predicted model, not a curated record
AUGGCUACCGUAGAUUCAGUGUCAGUGUUCGCAGAAGGGACUUUCGAAGAACAGAUUCAAGAGCUAGCGGAUUAUGCCACUCGAAGUAGCCCAGAGGAUGAACAUGCUACUGCGUUGCAAUCUUUUCGAGAUAUCAUUAAGUUAGAAGAACCUAUUGAAAAGGAUCAGGAAAGAAGACGGAAAGCAUUAACCUUUGUGCUGGAUCAGACGAAAAGCUUGGGCGAUGGAUCAGAACAAGGUUACUUCAACCUUCUCUUCUCUCACCUUCUGACACUAUGGCCGACCAACUCACCAGAGAUCAAACAUUACGUCUCCUCGCUCCUGGGUGUUCUUGCUUCAUCACCUUCCGAGCAUUCAUCAGUGAGGUACCGCGUGUUAUCGAAUUUGUUCAAUGCUACUCCUCGUAAUUCUGCUCUCCGCCUAUCUAUUUACACCACGUUACUACAGCUCGCCGCUGCAAAUGGAGAGCUCGAGACCUUGCGUCUAUCCAGAAAAGAUAAUGGGAUAUCUCUAGGGAAAGAGCGCAGUCAUUUCCUCAAGUCCAUUGGUCAAUCCGCAGCUAUCGAUGCCAUAGCCUUAGCACUGCGCUUACCCUCCCUCUUUGACUUCGAUCCAUUGUUCAAAGUUGGACGCCGUUGUUUCAGCACAAGAUCACGAACUUUUCACCGCUUCUGCAGGUUGUUUUUGAAUAGUGGCCUACCAGAAUUUCGUUCAUGGCUCGAAAGCCAUCCAACUAACUCGACCAAGCACAGCUUGAGCAGAAGAUCCGUCUUCUGUCAUUUGCGUCACUGGGUUUUGCACACGUUCGGGCAUGACCUGCCAUAUUCAGAGGUCGCGUCGGUCCUGCAGAUUGAAUUGAGUCAAGUAGAGAAGUGGGCGAUUGAUGGUAUUGAUCGUACCGGUCUUCUUUCGGGAAAGCUCUCGCAGACUACUCAGUCUAUACGCAUCUACCGCUCGUCAGCGCGCACGCGUCUUGUUGCGUGGAAGGCGGGCCUAGCGAGCGUGCUGGAGGUUGUUACUAGUGCACAAAAGCGCGGUAACGGUUCGGCUGUGAGUGAAGUCGUGCAACAAGUCACACAAACGGGUGAGAGCGUUAAGGUUGAUGCCGCGUAG